GUCAUUUAUUCCUUCUAUAGCCACAUAAAGUACAACUUCCCCUUGUUCUUGCUUUUGCUUCUCUUUCUUUGUAUUCCUCUGCCUUUCUCUCUCUCUCUCAAUCUUCUCUCUAGAGAUCAGUAAAGCUAAAAGCAGGGAGGAGAUCCGUCAGUGCUACUGCUAAUGCAAUGCCAAUCCUGAGAUAAAAGCAACGCGCUAAGUGAACACUCAAAUAUGCAUGUGUGUGAGUGCAAAGCACAAGCUCUGACCCGCUAAAAGCUUUGUUGUUUUGAUUCCCUCUAGCUGAAGGCAGUUAUUUAAAACAUCACUUCUUGUGCUCCAGCGUUGCCCUUUUCACUUGUGUGUAUGAGCCGGUGUGCCUGUGUGUGUCUGUGCAGUGUAUUUAUCCUGAGUCAUACUUCAUACUCUUAUCAUAUCACUUCUGCAAUGCCACCGCAGAACCAGUCAAUAUUUGUCUAGACGGAGAGGGAGAGCUUAGCUGCUAAUGGAGUGGAUAAUAUUAUAGCAAGCAGGGGAAAAGGAAGAAGAAAACAUCAAGGUGUUAUAUCAUGAUGAUGUAACUGCUUUCUGUCAGAAUUUGUAAUGUGGAAACUAGUCAUUAUUGCUGCAACAAUUCAGAUGUGAAUCGGGAGUUCAGGUUUCAUUUUGUUCAUGUUGCAGCACUGCUGUAACGAUGUGAAUGAGAACAAGGUGUACUUCACCUUCAGUAGGGCACAGAACAGGGAACCAGAGCGACAUUCAAGGUUUUUAGAUUGAGGAUUACACAUUAACGGCUUUAAUUUGGGUUAAAUGCUCCUAAAAAAUUGGACUCCUGAGAUCACGGGACUCUGGGUGUAGAGAUUGGCUUUUCAGUUCACCUUUUCCUUUCCACUUAAAAACUGCUUAAAAAUAACAUUUAAAUUGGAUACCUUUUGCAAAAGUGUUAGAUAGAUAGAUAGAUAUUUUGAUGCUCACUACAUCUGUAGAAAUAAGUGCACUUUGUGUGUUGUGCCAGAGAAUAGUAUGAAUUCAAUUUAACAAAUCAAAUUUCCGUUUGAUUAGAAUCUUUUUUUCAUCUAAGCCACCAGAUUUGCAGCAAAUAACAGUUUCUUAGCAAAAGCAAGUCUUUGAGUACUAAAAUAUGAGAGCAUGAAUGUCUAUAGUAACCUAUUGUAUAGUGUUUUUGAGAAAAUCUAAAUCAAUGUGCAUGUGUCUGUGUGUGCACCACUAUGACUUGUGUGUAAAGACGAAGAUAUAGUUUGCGGGAAGGCUGAGGUGCCAACUGGGUCAAUAGAGGGAGGGAAUGAGUACCGGGAAAGGGUGAUAACGCUGAGCAGCAAGGUGAUAAAGGGGAGAGAGAAAUUGGAGCAUCGCCCCUCCCUCCUGCUCUUGCCAUCUGAUGUCGAGACAGUGUUGCUAGGGGCAACCAUCUGAGCAAGAGUAAGAAGGAAAUGAAGAGACCAGCUGGUACAAGAACAGAGUGAGCCAAACUGCAUCAGCAAAGAGGAGAGAAACCUGCAUGUCUUGCCUCACUCUGCCUUGCUUGACUGAGCAGAGCUGAUCAAAGCAGAGCUCCAGAUGACGACGACGAAGCAAAACAGUCAAGCAGAGGACAUGACAGCCUGCCAGCAUCAGCAGCACAGAGGCUGGCUGCCCAAUCACCAGCUGACAUGCUCAUGAGUUCAGCAGCCAAUGAGCUGCCAGGAGGCUCCUCCCCAGCACAACCACUCAGAUGCCCGGCUCAGAUCUCUUAUUAAUGAAUGGAGCAGUUCCCAGGCUGGAUCACUGCACAUCUCUGCACUCUCUGCUCGGCUGCUCUCCGCUCUGACACAGGAAGACGGGGGGGAAAACAUCAACAGCGACGACAAGGACAACAGCAGCAGCACAGGACGAGUUAACAAGUGGCCAUGGAGGGACGACAAAGAAACACAGACACCCAUGAUGAGGACUCAACCGAAGGCAUAGCAGCAGCUAUUCAAAACAAGGACCCACAUCCUGAUAUCCAGCCACCGGACUCACCUUCUCCAUCAUCAUCUUCUCCCCCUCUUCCUCCAUUAGCCAUGCCACCUUCCACAUCUGCCUCUGCUCUCCUGGCACUGGCCUCUCCAGCCACCAGGCGCUCCAUUUCCAUGGGAGACUUCCGGCGGGUGACAGGGGCUCUGCGAACCGGUUCCGAACCCCCGUCCACCUCCGCCACGGCCCCCUCCUCCAAACUUGUAACCCCCAGCUCCAGCAUGGAGUUCGAGGCGGCUCGACGGCGCCUCCUGGAGGUAGAGGAGCGUCAACGCGUCAUCAGAGAGAUGGAGCGACGGCUGGAGGAGCUCCGGCAGGUGUUUGUGCAUUCGGAGCAGGAGGUGGUGGUUCACGGGGAGGUGGUGUCGCGGAUAUCUGGUGCAGCCCAGCAGGGGGAGCUGUACGUGGUAGAGAACAGCCAACGGCUGAAGAAAGGCCUGAAGUUCAAGAAACAUCGACCCACCAUCGUCUUCUCCUCCAUGCUGGGACUCCGCACGUGCCUCCCCUGGCCCUCGAAGUUCAAAUAGGACAAUAGAGACAUUUCCACCAUCGCUUUAGAAAUGUGCUUUUUGGAGGAUAGAUCUCCAUUCUUAAGCUAUCACUCAUUGACACGGCUGCUCUUGUCUCCACCUCUCUGCUCUUGUAUCCUGAGGCUGGUCCUCCAGGUCUUUAGCGUGCCUACAAUAAUCAUAAAUGCUACUAAGCAGCUUCCUGUUUGGUGGAGGUACUUCUCUGGUUAGCAAACCAAUCAAACCAGGACCAGUGCAAGGUGGUAUUAUGUCUAAAGAUUUUUUUGCUGCUUGCAGUUUGGUGUGGUGUUGGACUUGAGGAGAGAUUGUGUAUUGAUAUAGAAUCGGAUGAGUCAUUUUUCAGGUGAUGUGGGAGGAGAGGUUCAGACUGUCCUGUGAGGUAACAAGAGCUUUGUUGUAAUGUCUCUUGACUUAUGCAGCAAUGAAUGAAAAGCCAAUGAGGAUUACAUUAUUAUUAUGUAAUGUUAACCUUUUCAGGGGAGGGGGGGUGUAAGAGGGAAAAUAGAUGAAUAGACAGAAGAAAGUGCUGAACAAUCUGCCUCUCCAACAUGUCUAGAGAGAAGUGAAGGGCAGUGAAAGAGGUGCUAUAAUAGGGAUUGCUGCACUGUUACAUAAAACCAAGGAUGCAGCAGUAAAUAGGCGGGAUAAAUUGAAACGAGUCCGGAAAAGAGAAAAUGCACAAAGUGUGGAAUUCAGAUGGCUGAGACAAAACGUGCCUUGGCUUCUCUGUGACCACUCGUCCACUACCACAACCCCUGUUUUCGGCAGCAUAAUCGAGGGAAAGCACGCAAGCAGGAGAGGAGUUCAAGGUGGGACGGUUCCACCUGUGGCCUCUUUUUAUCCAGUCACCUAGCAACCACUCGUCUCUCCAUCCUAAAUCCGCCUCCACAAACGUACAGAAUGUAUCCAGCAGAGCACUGUAACUAAAACAAUACUAGACAGCUGUAGAGGUCUCCUGAAGGAUUCAGGAACAUUUAUUCAAAAUGAAUUAGAACUGGCUAUGUAGUCAAAAAUGUGAUUUGCUAAAAGCUUUUGUUGAACCAGCUCAUUUAUUUGAUGAUUAGGAGUUGCACUUAAAGUUAAGCCAUGCAUGCAUUAGUGAGGAAAGCCAACAUGGGCCAUCACUGUUUGCUGAUUGUGUCUUGGCAUUGUAUGUAACAAUGGCAAGCUAUUUAGAGGUGUAGUUUUGCCCAAUAGAAAGACACAAGUUUAGUGUUUAGUGUGCACAAUAAUAGCUUCAUUGAUAUAAUCAGCUUUUUUGUGGCAUAUAAUGAAGUUAGACAAUAUUUCUUUAUUCAGGGUUUGAAUGUCAAAGCCGACCGGUUUGUUUGGUUAAUUUUAUAGAUCAAUGAGUAAUUAUGCAUCUUUGUCCCAUAUUUAGUGGAUGACCUGAUUUCUACAUAUAGAUCACUCUCAUUUUUGGCCUAAUUCUUCUCCUUCACAUUUCUCUUCUAUUUGGAUUAGCAAAGUAUCUCUUGUAUUCAGCUACUCCACCAAUUCCUUGCUUCAGCUGUGCGUGUGUAGAAAGCACAGCCAAUACACCAGGGAUUUCUAUUUUUGGCAUUCGAAGGUUAUGGCAGAGAGGCAGGCAUUCAAUCUCAUUCGUUGGGG
This is a messenger RNA of Sebastes umbrosus (honeycomb rockfish), 4133 nucleotides long. RefSeq lists its product as uncharacterized. Gene Ontology annotation, biological process: regulation of cell population proliferation. The transcript has a single exon. The coding region runs from base 1887 to 2519 and encodes 210 amino acids. Gene Ontology annotation, molecular function: DNA binding. The record is from RefSeq and is a predicted model, not a curated record. Lineage: Eukaryota; Metazoa; Chordata; Actinopteri; Perciformes; Sebastidae. Gene Ontology annotation, cellular component: nucleus.